UUAGUACUUGAAAUUAUUAUUAGAUAUUUAUACAUAAAAUUAAAAAAAUAAAAAAAUAAAAAAAUAAAAAAAGGAAAAGGAGCAUCAAUCAUGAAUGGGAAGGCUUCUGUCUCAAAGGAACUCAGUGCCAAGCAUACCAAGAUUUUGGAGGGCCUUCUUAAGUUAGCAGAGAAUAAAGAAUGUGCUGAUUGUAAGAGCAAGGCACCACGAUGGGCGAGUAUAAACCUUGGAAUAUUUAUAUGCUUGCAAUGUUCAGGAAUUCAUCGACGUCUUGGAGUGCAUAUUUCACAGAUGGCUAUGGGCAAUGAGAAGUCUAAUCAAUAUUGGGAAGCAAGAUUGCCACCAGAGUAUAAUAGAAGUGAAAUUGAGAAAUUUAUCCCUGCCAAGUAUGAAGAGAAAAGAUGGGUUUCAAGAAGAGACAAAAGUCACAUUCCAAAACAAACAAGAAGCCAUUCUCUUGAUGAAGGAUUUUUUAGUAAAUACAAUGAACUAUAUCCUCCUCCAAAAACAAAUUCUAGAGGGGUUUCUUUGGAUAGGAGAAGUAAUGAAAAUGGUAUAGUUAAACCAAAGGAACAAUUGGAGACAUACAUAAAGAAGGCAGAGAGCGAUGGAGAUCUCUUCGGUUUGCUUCAUGCCCAUCAACAACUGGACACCUUCAAUGUUAUUCCUGCACCAUGGGCAAUUUUUGAUUGAACAGAGGUGAGCAAGCUUAUGGAAUUAAUAUUCAAAGUAUAUAGCAAAGUUAGAAGAAAUCACAAGUUUGUGAACCUUUGUAAAUAGGCAUGCAAUAACCAUUCUCUAGAUAUAUGAUAGUCCAAUACCAUGUAAUUGAUGAAUUGGCAAUACACUUGUCAAGAAAAUAUUCUUGUAAUAUACUCAUUCCGUCCCAAAAUGUAAGUCCAGGUCUAAAAUUUGUAACCCAGUAGAGAGAUAAACUUCGUUUAAGUUCUCAUUGACUUCUGACAAUAAUAGC
Jatropha curcas is the source of this 973-nucleotide messenger RNA. Lineage: Eukaryota; Viridiplantae; Streptophyta; Magnoliopsida; Malpighiales; Euphorbiaceae. The record is from RefSeq and is a predicted model, not a curated record.